GAACCGAUCCUUAUAUUAUAAGGCGAUAACAACUUUGUCUAUAGUUAAAUGUAUCUAGGCCAUUAAGAUCUGGUACCCUAAAUUUAAAUCACGUUCAUAAAUAUAUUGCUACAUUUGGCCAGUAUGUUUUAAACAUUUUGGUGAGUUCACUUUUCUAAGUUUGAUCGCAUUUUUAAUUGUCUGUGAAACCCACCUCACCCUUGAAGGAUGACGGGAUUAUUUUUGCCCCGUCACCCCUCCCUGCCCCGCCAUAGGUAGGCUGCAGGGAUGUUGGGUGUGUGCGUGCAGAAACUGACAGGUAGAGAGCUGCCGUCUCUCGGUGACUUGCAGGCAAUGCAGCGAACAGAUUUAGUAAAUAUACAGAUAUGAGGUUGAUGCAAACAGCCAGAUCAACUAUGUUCACAUAACUUGGCUCUGGACUUGAGUUCAGUGGCGAACGUGGGCGAGGAGACCGCAGGAACAAACGGGAAAUUCAACUGUCAGCUGGCCGGGAAAGCCGAUCACACCACCCGGCUUCCGGGGAUUCAGGGGCCGCAUCGGUUGACGGCAGACGUCGGUCGGUAGCUCGGGGGGAAAAAAGGGCGAACCACCACAUCAUCGCCGACAUCCACCUCUCGAUUCCAGCGGCUUUCGAGAUGUCAAGGAAGCUACAAAGGACAGAAGUCUGCGCAGACUGCAGUGCGCCAGAUCCGGGCUGGACCAGUAUCAACCGAGGGGUCCUGAUCUGUGAUGAAUGCUGUUCAGUCCACCGCAGCUUAGGCCGCCAUAUCUCCAUAGUCAAGCACCUGAGGCACAGUGGAUGGCCUCCCGCACUACUGCAGAUGGUUCAGACCUUGGCCAGUAAUGGGGCCAACUCCAUAUGGGAACACAGUCUCCUGGACCCUGCUCAGGUGCAGAGCGGUCGCAGGAAACCCAACCCCCAGGACAAAGUCCAUCCCACUAAGUCAGAGUUCAUCAGAGCCAAAUACCAGAUGCUGGCCUUUGUGCACAAGCUGCCCUGCCGCGAUGAUGAUGGCCUCACUACCAAGGACCUCAGUAAGCAACUUCAUUCAAGCGUGCGGACGGGGAGUUUAGAGACGUGUCUUCGGCUCCUGUCCCUCGGCGCCCAGGCCAACUUCUUCCACCCGGAGAAAGGCACUACCCCUCUCCAUGUGGCAGCCAAGGCAGGCCAGAUCCUGCAGGCUGAGCUACUAGUGGUGUACGGCGCGGACCCCGGAGCACCUGACAUCAACGGACGCACACCGAUGGACUACGCAAGGCAAGCGGGACAUAUAGAGCUAGCAGAGCGGCUGGUAGAGUGUCAGUACGAACUGACGGACAGACUAGCCUUCUACCUUUGUGGACGGCGCCCAGAUCACAAGAAUGGCCAUUACAUCAUCCCUCAAAUGGCAGACAGAGCUCGUCCUAAGUGCCCGACACAGAGUCUGGACCUCUCAGAACUGGCCAAGGCUGCUAAGAAGAAGCUCCAAGCGCUCAACAAUCGGCUGUUUGAGGAGCUAGCGAUGGACGUCUAUGACGAGGUAGAUCGCAGAGAAAACGACGCAGUGUGGCUCACGACCCAGAACCACAGCACUCUGGUAACAGAACGCAGCGCGGUGCCCUUCCUACCGGUCAAUCCUGAAUACUCUGCCACACGCAACCAGGGCCGUCAGAAGCUGGCCCGUUUCAAUGCUCGGGAGUUUGCCACGCUCAUCAUCGACAUCCUGAGUGACGCCAAAAGAAGACAGCAGGGGAAAGGUCUCACCAGCCCUACAGACCCAUUGGAUCUGGGCAUUGAUGAUGACCAGCAUGACUACGACAGCGUAGCCUCUGAUGAAGACACAGACAGCGAGCUGACCACCCAGAACAACAACAACACACAACGCAGCAACCGUGCAAAGAGUAUGGACUCCUCAGACUUGUCAGACGGUCCCAUCACCCUGCAGGAGUACCUGGAGGUGAAGAAGGCUCUGGCCUCCUCAGAAGCCAAGGUGCAGCAGCUGAUGAAGGUCAACAACAACCUGAGCGAGGAGCUCCGGCGGCUCCAGAAGGAGAUCACACGGAUGCAGACAGAGAACAGUGCGCUGCGGGGGGGCCAGCAGGUUGGGGGGUCAGCUGGCCAUGGGGUAGGGGGGCCUGGCGGAGUAGGAGGAGGAGGCCACAGGCAAGGUGGUGGGAUGAGAGGAGGAAUAGGCGGAGGGGGUCUGGGUGGGUUUGGGCCAGGGGUGGAACCCCCGGGGCUCUCGGUGCCCUCCUCUGUUGCCCCCCACUCCCAUCCCCACCGGAGGGACCGCCAGGCCUUCUCAAUGUACGAGCCAGGAGCGGCCCCCGGCCCCAUGGCCCAUGGUCCCCCAGCCCUGGACUCCCUGGCAGCACGCCUGCAGCCCCUCAACACACCCAGCGUAAGGAAGGGUGGUACAGGGGGUCCGGCGCCAUAUGGUGGCCAGCAUCUGUCUGGAUCUACAGAGAUAGGCAGAUACAUGGUCCCUAAACCAGAGAAGCACGGCAGUGGCACUGACAGUGACUAUGACAACACACAAACGUACGACCUCUCGCUAAGUAUGGGGCGCAGCAGUGAGGAGGAAGGUCGCGGGGAGUCAGAGGAGGGAGGAGGUGGGGAGGCGGUGGAUCCGGACCCCACCCUGCCCUGCACAGAGGAUGUCAUACUGAAAACUGAGCAGGUGACCAAGAACAUCCAGGAGUUGCUCAGGGCUGCUCAGGAGUUCAAACACGACAGCUUUGUUCCAUGUUCUGAGAAGAUCCACUCCGCUGUCACUGAGAUGGCCUCACUUUUCCCCAAACGCCCGGCGUUGGAUGCAGUCCACUGCUCCCUACGGCUGUUGGCUUCCAGUGCCUCGCGGUUGCAGGUGGAGUGCCGUAAGGCGGCGCCCUCGGAGCCUGGGGCCCCUGCGGUGGACUACCAACUCCUUACCCAGCAGGUCAUCCAGUGCGCUUACGACAUCGCCAAGGCUGCCAAGCAACUGGUCACCAUCACCACUCGUGAGAAGAAGCAGUGACCCUACAAAAUGCAUGGGCGGAGAGGAAAGAGGGAGAGAGGACGGAUCGAUGCACGGGUGGACUAGGAGGGACGGGAAGGGCUUGUAGGAGAGGAAGAAAGAUGCAAAGAUGAUCACACUAUCGAUGGGAGGACGAGGGAGGGGGAGUGAUUGAGAGAAUGAUGGGCGCGAUGAGGGAAGGAAAAGUUUUGAAUAUGCAUGAAAGCAAAGAGGAAUGAUUGUUUGGUAGAAACACUACAGAGGACAGAGAAAGGAAGAAUCCCACAAGUGUGGAAGUGAAAGUAAGGGAGGACGAGCGGAAGGAUCCAACAUGGAAACUGAAGCCUGCUGAGACCUAAAUGAACUGUUGGAAUCAGAUGUGUAUGAUAAACCGCUCAAACUGUGAGAAGCAUACGUGAAAUACAACGGUGGCGAUGUACAGUGCACUGGAUCCUGAGAUGUUAUACCGCUUUAUUUAUUCUCACCUGUCACUCGUCAUCCCUCCCUCUCCCUGUUUACCUGAACUAGGGAGGAGGUGUGUGCUGCGAGAGAGGGAAGUAGAUAGGCCGACCAUGACAAUACUCCACGCCAUCUCCGUCCCUCAAUUCCCCUCUGGCCCGCUCCUCUACCCCCGCCACCCUCCUGCCUCUCUCUCUCUCCUACCAGACAUAGGGCCUCUCUGUCUCCUAUCCCGUCCCAGACAGGAUGAGCUUGCGGUGCAGAGAAGGAGCUCGACCCCACACCACGUCCCACCCAGGCUCUCAGAUGCGUCCUCCUGGGUCAGCUUCUGCAGGGGGCUCCAGCUUCUCUCACACCCGACACCCCCCCUGUUGUUGGUGGUACACAGCAUGAUCUGGCAUGUUUUAAUUUCUUUCCUCUCUCUCCUUAGUCUUUUUUUUUUUUUUUUCUUUUGAACAUGCAGAUUGGUUUGGUCUGCACCUCUGAGGACAAAAAUGACAAACAAAACACUUACACUGGAAUAAUUGUGAUUUAUUGUUGUUGUUUACCAUGCCUAUUGUUUUUUUUUGUAUUGAUAUUUUUACUGGCUGUCAUCUUGAUUUAACUGUUUAUGUAUGUUUAUUUUACUGUCUGAAAUAUGAUUCUCAUUUAGUGGAAUAGGGAGACAGGUGGGGAGGAUGUGCUUGACCUCUUACUGGGAUUUAAGUAAACAUGCGUGCAGACACACGUGUAAAAGAAAUAACCUGUGAAAUGUUCCUCAGCAUUUUUCAAGCACUCCUUUUCUGGGGUGACAGUUUAUUUUUUUUUUUUUUCAUGUGAUAUAUCCUGUAGUCUGCCAAGGGGGUUGAACAGUUGCCAAAGGUGGAGAAGGCGUUGGGGGGGACAUUUUGAUUUUGGUUUAGAUUUUCCAUCAAGCCAAAAGCCCCUUUGUGCAUGAUGACAGGACCUGUAUCAAUUGCUCUUUUCGUGUAUCCUCACCUCAACUGUCUUUUGGGGAUUGAUUUGUCUUACAAUUUGCCUCAUCUAACAGAGCCAGUGGAAUCAUCUCAGAAUCAAUCGCAUAUUCAUUUUUUGAUGUGCCAAGCAGGAUAAUAAAAUCACUUGGUCCAGUUUGUGUAUGAGGAUUAACCCUCUCCACCACCACUACCACUAGUCUUGCUUUAAAGCAGUAUUUUAUUUACAUGGCGUCUGUGCCUCCCACAGCAGCCAUCGAUUUGCAUGCAUGUUAACAAAUGUUCAGUCGCAUUAUGUUGAUACAUAUAACUGGGAUGUUGCAGUAAAGCUUUAAGUAGUCCUGUGAAAAGCUCUAGAUCUAGCAACCUGGAAAGUAAACAUGGUGCGAGAUACUCACCGCAUCAUUUCAUUUGAGAAAAUGUGCUCAUUUGAAAUGGAUUUAGCCAUCUCAAGUGCGCUUGAUUCAGUUUGCCAUGUAUUAUUUCCACUUUUUAGACUGUCUGGCAAGCACAAUCAAGCCCACCGAAUGGUUCUGCGUCAUGGCCUGCUGAUCUGGGCCACAGAAGUCACUUCUAGCUCACUGUCUCUGAUCUCUGCCAAAGGGGAGAGAGCAUUGGGAACAAAUUUUUUUUUUUCUUCUUCUCAAAAAGAUAGCGCACUUAGCCUCUGCUGUAGGUUUAAAGCCUGUUGUACUGUGCCGAACAAAUGUGGUCAUAUCUGUAACAGAGGUUGCAGGUGGGACCUAAAUGUAUUUCCCAGCUGCCAGGAUGGCCCUCUUCUAGUUUAGAGUCACCUGUAGCCCUUCUUCAAUGAUUGUGACACAACACAGUUUCUCAAAGUGUUUGUGGCCUUUAAUGGUUGAUUUUGCUUGCAUUGGUCCAUUCUAUAAUCAUGCUCAGCUCUCAGAAGUCCUCUGCACAUUCAAUUUACUCACCGGACACAUUGACCUCAUCCUUCACACGGCGGUGGCGUCGCAAUUUGUCUCUUGUAUUGCUGCCUUUUUGCAAGAACCAAUUAGACCUUAAUUAGCCCCAAACACUUUGAGGGAUUGAUGCUAGACCACCUUCAGCACUUCCCUGUCCACUUUAUUCAUGUUUUGCCCACCCACCCACAUACACAGAUGUCUCUGUAGCGGAGGUUGAGAUGUUUGCUCUGUUCCCUGUCAAAACAAGUCAUAUCCAGAAGACUCAUGAAAUGUAUCGUUGUUUGAUAUUGAAUGCCUUUGGACAUCAUUAUCCUCUUCUGUUUGGCUGGCUGAGUUACAGUGAUGUCGUACUGACUGCUGGGACAACAGCAAUACCACACACACACACACACACACACACACACACACACGAAGAAAAGCUUGUCCCUUCAAUCACAAUUGCCCAAGUUUUAGACUAGAGCCAUAUAUAUGAACAUAUAUUUUCAUGCUAUAUUUUAUAUUAAGCUAUAUGUUAGGGUUAUGUCUGCCAGAUAUUUAUGUCUAUUUGUUGGCACAAGUGGGCUUCAGGCUAUGGGACCUAUUCACCAAAUCUUCAUUCAUCUCUUUACUCUUGACACCAAUGUACUUGUAGAUAUUUUAAGUCUUGUGAGUAUGGUUAUCCUGUGGUAUUGUCCCCUUAUGUAGUUAUAUUGUACAUAUUAACGAUCCUACUAGAAUCCACAGGAAGCAAAGAGUGAAAACAGUUUGAUGUAGGCGAUUACUCAACGGUGCGGACUAAGUUGCACUAUUUUCAAACACCAGCUGGGUGAAGUAGGAUCUAUGUUAUGUACUGCACUCUCCCAAAGGUCUUAGUUCAAGUACAUUAGGUGCAGGAUGCAGGGUUUGAUUUGGGAUUGGGCAAUAGGAAAGGUCUGAAGCUCACUUUGGCUUAGCACUACAGUCAUCUCAAAAUGGCAGGAGAAGGGUCUAAAAUGCACAUGGCCUUGUCCUUCCUGGAGUUCGUAAGACACUACGUAGGGUGCCUCUAGUGUGAAUGUUAAAUGCUUCCGUCAGUUCAUGUGCAACAUACUUUCUACACCUCCAUCGUGUCCAAAAUUCAGCACGUUUUCCAACUUAAAACACACACCCUCAACUUAUCAGUUGGACCAAGCCUUGUACAAGUACAAACUUUACAUUUGAAGCCAGUGAAUUAUACACACAAACUUCUGAUACUCAGCCAUUGGCAGUGCACUGUGGCCUGUACUGUUGCUGACCUUGUGUUUCUUUACAGCUCUACACUUGGGAGAUGGGUGUUGGGAGAGUUAUCUUUUAACAGAAGACGUUAAAACUGUAUAAAGUAGAGGAAACAAUGACUUAAAGGUCAAUCGUAAUGGAAACUCAUAAGCUGUACAUUUGUAAUAAAAUAGUAAAACAAG
This is a messenger RNA of Micropterus salmoides (largemouth bass), 6728 nucleotides long. It is a transcript of the gene git1, whose product is annotated as G protein-coupled receptor kinase interacting ArfGAP 1. The record is from RefSeq and is a predicted model, not a curated record. Gene Ontology annotation, biological process: regulation of ARF protein signal transduction; brain development. The transcript has 21 exons. Gene Ontology annotation, molecular function: protein binding; GTPase activator activity. NCBI's taxonomy places the organism in Eukaryota, Metazoa, Chordata, Actinopteri, Centrarchiformes, Centrarchidae. The coding region runs from base 636 to 2996 and encodes 786 amino acids.